Molecule: messenger RNA, 852 nt
Organism: Canariomyces notabilis
Lineage: Eukaryota; Fungi; Ascomycota; Sordariomycetes; Sordariales; Chaetomiaceae
Exons: 3
Source: RefSeq, a predicted model, not a curated record
AUGGCAUCCCGCGGCUCAGGCAUUUCGCCCCCCAACGAAAGCUUCUUAAGCCGCAAGAAGAAAGAAAUCGUAGAUAGAUCUAUGGCUAUCUUCGAGCAAUCCCUGGAACGAUGUCUUAACAACUCAGUCUCUACGCCGCGCCGGACGAAGCGGCAGCGGGAUGAUGAGGACACAACACCCGAGCACCGCACUUCCGAGACCGGUCCCAGGACCAAGAGGAAGCGUGCGGCGCCUGAACCUAACGGCUUGAGACUCGCCUGCCCGUUCUACAAGCAUGACCCGGCCAAGUACAAGAACCACAAUACGUGCUCUGGCCACUGCUGGAAAACCGUCCACCGCCUCAAGGAGCAUAUAUACCGCAACCAUGUCUUGAAGAAUUGCUGUCCUCGAUGUUUGGAGCAUUUUGACGGGUCAGAGGCCCUCAAAGAUCACCAGCGGGCGAAGGUGCCGUGCGAGUUGAAGCAGGCGUCGGUAGACACAAUCACCGACGAACAGGAGAAAAAACUUCACACCAGGGCCAAGCCGAACGUUCCAGAAGAGGAGAAAUGGCGCGAGAUGUACCAGAUCAUCUUUCCGGGCGAGGAAGUCCCGUCUCCAUACCACGAGCUGGCUGCUGAACCCUCUAAGGCCGGCAUCAGCCGUUUCUCGAGCCCGGAUGAAGUCAAGGAGCUUCUGCGCACCAAACUGCCUCCCCUGGUCAGACGCGCCUUGGAGAAGGAGGUCGACCGUCUGUUUGAAGACCUUCAGGAGAAGGUGAACCAGAAGACGGUCGAGAUUAUCCGAGACGUGGAGCUGCAGAUGCUUCGGACGAUCCAGUUUGGAGAGGAGCAAUCCGUCGCUCCUGCUGCCGCC